Messenger RNA from Aspergillus melleus, 1227 nucleotides. Its product is annotated as SNG1 family protein. The record is from RefSeq and is a predicted model, not a curated record. Lineage: Eukaryota; Fungi; Ascomycota; Eurotiomycetes; Eurotiales; Aspergillaceae. Gene Ontology annotation, cellular component: membrane. The transcript has a single exon. The coding region runs from base 1 to 1227 and encodes 408 amino acids.
AUGACGCUCCCUGGACGGUUCUGGGUCGGCAUCGCUGGAGCAUUUAUCGCCCUGCAGCUUCUCUUCCUGGCCAACAUGUGCUAUAUCUACGGAACAGCGUUCCACGACUCGCAGCGAUACAGCGCCAUGCACGUACUCUACGUGGACUACGACCAGGGGGCAAUUGGCGAGUCGGUCCUCGCCGCCUACAGCACCAUGCAGAGCCCGGCAGUCGUCACUCUCGAGCAACAUCCUGUCAGCGAGUACCCGACGGAGCGGGAGAUUGAGCAAGCCGUCUGCAAGAGCAAGUACUGGGGGGCGAUCUACGCGCGCGCCAACGCCUCGACGCAGCUGACGGCGGCAGUGCAGUCGCCCGAGAUGGCGCAGGCCUACGAUCGCUCGCAGGCGAUGCAGUACUACUGGAAAGGGGCCGAAUACUCGGCCUACGCGACGGGCGUCUACUCGCAGUUGACGGAGCUGGUGCAAAUUACCGCAGCCGUGUACGCCCAGACGCAGGGCGCAAGUCUCCUCGCAGCGGCAAGUUCCAGUAACCUCACCGACCCAGCCAUCGCAGCGACGCUGCUGCUCCCUGUCGGGGGAACGGCGGUGGACGUGGCGCCGACGGACCAAGGCGUGCGGUUCUACUACAACACCGUGUCCAUGGUGAUGCCGAUUAUCCAGCAGUUCUUCUUCAUCAUGGCGCUGAACAGUCUCUCCGCUCAAUUCGCCCUCGGAGACCGGCUCUCGACCCGCCAGCAUCUCCUGCUGCGCAUAGCCCUCUCCCUCGUCUACACCUUUGUCGGCGCUCUCGUCAUGACCGGCUACAUCUGGGCCUUCCGCGAGAGCUGGGCCCUGACCGGCGGACAGUUCGCCCUCAGCUGGAUGGCCAUCUGGCUCGUCAUGCACCUGCACUUCUUGUUCAUCGACUUCGUCACCGCAUUCCUCCCUGCCGGCUUCCUGCCCUUCUUCGUGCUGACCUGGAUCAUCCUCAACGUCUCCAGCAGCAUCAUCCCCUUCGAGCUGUCGCCCGGCUUCUACCGCAUCGGCUACGCCUUCCCCGCCUACGAGCUGUACGAGGUUCUGCUGCAGAUCUGGACAGACGGUUGCAAUCCGUAUCUCUACCGAGCGCUGCCGAUCCUCUGGUCGGAGUGGCUCGUCGCCUUGGGUCUGUUCUUCGUCGGUAUGCGACAUCGUGGCAAGACGGUCACUCGAGCGAGCGUCUUGGAUGACAAGAGUUCGCUCAGGUGA